AUGAAAUCUUCACUUGCAAACGAAGGUUCUUCUGUGCAAUAUAUUGAUGAUAUAUUUGAAGCAUCAGGAGGAGUUGCAGCUGAUAAUUUAAAAAAUAAAGGUCAAUGCAUAGUUUUAUUAUUAUUUACAUACUUAUCUGGUAACGAAAUUGAAGAAAGAAUAUCUUUUACUGUAUUUGAUAGAACGUAUACAUUAAAACCUAAAGGAUUAAAAUUAUUUGAAAAACUACCAGAACCAAGCCCUCAGUUAACUGCUUUAAUAAAAGGAAUGAACAAUAGUAAAAAUUCUAAUAACAGUCGAAUAGCAAUGGCUUCGAUAAAAAAUUUACACAUUUUUCUUCAAAGUAUUAUGGAUGUUAAACAUAAAAUUGAAUAUGCCUAUGAUAAUACUCAAGCCAUAUUUCCAGUAUUCGACAAAGAUCAAAUUUAUAAUAAAUUAUUAGACAAAGCACGUGGUUGUACUUCAAAAUGUCCUUGUUGUGAAAGACCUUGUGAUGUAGAUCAUAGUGCAAUUAAGUCCAAUCCAGGCGAUGAAAAUAAUCGUCAUGCCUGUCAAACUGGUCAUCAACUACGAGCAAUGGCUGGAAUUAAGUUUGAAAUCUCAAAUGAAGCAUCAUUAUUUCAAUGCGAACAAAUGAAAGAGGAUAAACCAAUUAUAGUUCGAGGUACAAAGAAAAAAUGGUCAGAAUUUAAGAAAGAUCAUACCGAUUGGGAUUUUGGUAAUUCAAUUACACCAGAUGAAUUAUUUAAAUUACAUGGUAAAUUUCUCAAUGUUUGGAGUAGAAUUGGCCCACGUUUAUGUAAAAUGUAUGAUAUGAAGUUUGUCACAGAAAACACUCCACAAGCUGCUCCAAAGCCAUUUCAUUAUAUAUUAUUACUUGAUGCAUCAGGAUCAAUGGAAGGAGAACCAUGGAAGAAUUUACUUGACGGUGUUAAAGAGUUCAUUAAUAUCCGUAUUGAAUCUAAUGCAGCAGAUCGUAUGACAAUUAUUGUAUUUGAUGAUAAUGCAAAGUUUGCUUAUUAUAAUGUCGACAUAAAAACAACUGAUAUUAACCGAAUACAAUUUACCCAUGGUAACACCAAUUUUAGUAAUGCGUUUGAUUUGGUAGUCAAAACUAUGCAAAUGGCACAACUUCAGAAUCCGAUGUCCAGUUCUGUUAUAAAUUUAGAUUUUAUAAUUAUAUUUAUGAGUGAUGGGCGAGCAGAGCGUCCCGAUAGACAAAUACAAACACUAAUAACAAUGAAAACAAAAAUCCAUCAGUUUUGGACUGUUGCACUUGGAUAUACAGCACUGGAUGUUUUAGAAGACAUCAAUCGACAAAUGGGUGGUAAUUUCACAAAAUUAAAAGAAUCAGUUAAUCUCGUUCAAAUUUAUGCUGAGAUCGCUCGAAAAUAA
Messenger RNA from Didymodactylos carnosus, 1395 nucleotides. The record is from the annotation of a GenBank genome assembly. NCBI's taxonomy places the organism in Eukaryota, Metazoa, Rotifera, Eurotatoria, Philodinida, Philodinidae.